Molecule: messenger RNA, 480 nt
Organism: Protomyces lactucae-debilis
Lineage: Eukaryota; Fungi; Ascomycota; Taphrinomycetes; Taphrinales; Protomycetaceae
Exons: 1
Coding region: 103-369 (88 amino acids)
Source: RefSeq, a predicted model, not a curated record
UCAAACCAAUACGACGCAGUACUGCAUGCUUUGGACGUGAAAAGCAGUAUCUACUGUCAUGUCCUGGUUGAGCAAGAGCUUGCGCUCCUAAGGCAAGCCUUGAUGAACUGGGAUCCGCCAGUAUUCACCAAUGAAAGUGUUAAGACGGAUUUUAUGAUCGAUUACUUGAAUGCCAAUGGUUGGGCAGCGCCUGGCCUGGCAUUCAUAUCUGUGCGGUCUCACAGGCUACGAGUCACAGUCCACAACGCCGAUCCCCCACUUGUUCUGACGUGUGCGUCCGACAUUGGCCUUGUGCCACUUCACCUGCAGCGCAUCUCUGAGCCUGAGUUAGUGGCGACUGCCCUGAUUGAGGUUAAGCUCAACAUGUGAAGACUGGGCUCGAAGGGGAUUGACGGAGGUACGUUGGAAGCUGAGACGUCAGCACGAGGUACGAGGCAGAGCUGGUCGAGUCUACUUCGGAGACACUAGACAACAAGACUG